AGGAGACACCGAGCAACUGACGCAUAUUGAAACUGACCUGAACCGACCAUGUACAGCAGAUCAGACAGCCUGGUGUUCUCGCUACCGACAAACACUUUCUUCCAGCCGCAGUCGCAGUUUAAUUUCAGACCCGUGAUGACGCGCAACACCCAGCCGGAGAUCUUCACCUUCGAGCGGAUCCCGGAGCCGCAGCAGCCGGCGUUCCCUCAGCGCGGAGCCCCGGUGCGCCCGCGCAAGAGGAACACGCGCGUCAUGUACCCCUCCAAAGUACGCAAAUAUCUCCCCCCGGCCGAGAAGAGCCCCGCCAAGCGCUGGCUGCUCGUCCUGUGCCUGGUGGUCUUCAUGCAGAUCUACACCGAGGAGGGAUCCGUCGAGACCACGCAGAGUGAAGCACCGACCUUCACCGAUGCUACUUCCUACAAUGUCCUCCCCUUCCAGUCUGCUGAAGAGCAAGCCAGACAAAUGAUGGGCAGCUGUCCUGAGGACUUCAGCAUGAUGUCUAGCAGCGAGGAGCAGAAGGAGAGUUCCUGGCGUCUGAACACUACAUGCCCGAGCUCAAGCUUGGAGGAGGACAUCAACACUCUCUACCAGCAGAGCAGGAGGAAUGGAUACGUGGUGGCCCUUCUCUACCCAGUGUACCAUAGACUUGGCGCAGAGAACUGAAUGAACUCAGAAUCAAGGUUGAUGACUAAUCAAGUUCACUGAACCUUCUUGGAGAAGAAAAACAGGCUCCCGUGGCACCCAAGAUGUGCCUGGAGAACUUGAUGAGCGGAAGAUGAAGUGAUGGAAAACACAAGCUGAGGAGACAUCCAAUGGACUUGAAUAUUAUAAUGGAAUGAAACUUGAACGGCUACUUGAAAAUGUUUCACUUGAAGUGUAGUCUCACAAGUAGACCUGUUGUACGUCUGAACUCAUGAGGGUGUCGCAGUGACCAUUUGUGUUGCUGAACUCUGCCACGCGCAGAAAUACUUGAAUCUCACAUUGAAGAUUUUCUAUGUGUAACAUGAAGAAAUAUUUGUUGUAGCUAUUUAUUUAAUGUUAUUUAUUUAUUGUUAUUUGCUUAUUUAUUUCCUAUUGUCUUGUGAAAAUAAACUGACAUUUGCAUUUACAACUCGUA
Messenger RNA from Carassius gibelio (silver crucian carp), 1117 nucleotides. RefSeq names its product immediate early response 3 (gene ier3). The record is from RefSeq and is a predicted model, not a curated record. The transcript has 2 exons. NCBI's taxonomy places the organism in Eukaryota, Metazoa, Chordata, Actinopteri, Cypriniformes, Cyprinidae. Gene Ontology annotation, biological process: negative regulation of apoptotic process. Bases 49 to 663 code for a protein of 204 amino acids.